ACCAAAUUCUGCCGAAAAAAAAAAUGGCAAAGUCUACUACAAUUUUUCUAGUAUUAGUUGCCGGUGCAGUGGUUACCGAGGCUUGCUUAUCAUCCGGAGUGUGUGGCUCAUCAUACUGUGCUGCUCCGCCGGCAGUCUCAUGCUCUCCAUCGUCAUGUCAACCCGGCUACUCUUGUGGACAGUACGGUUGUGCGAGGAACCGCGCCAGAAGUGCAGUGACACAAAAAGUCGAGGGAAUCUUUAUCGAUGACUCUGGAAAUUCCAAGGAAAAUUCGAGAGAAGUUGGUGGUCCAGUGGGAUUACCGAAGCUGAAGGGUCAGAAAAACAACAUCUUCGGAAUUCGCCGCGAGUCUUCUCGUGGAUCCUCUGAGGUUCCCCAGCCAACAGCCGUGAAUUACGAGAACUCCACAUUGCUACAGUAUACCAAUCCCAACUUCAUCUUCCGACAAUGUUGCGAACAACGGGGACUUCCAGACGCUUGUCUCAAUAAGUGUCAUUUCAAUACCUAUACGAAAGAUGCGCUCCAAGGAAUGUACUUCAAAACCGACGGUUGUCCACUGGAGGCCGCCGCUGAUAUGCACUUUUGCGCGGCUCAGGGUAGAGAUCAUACACAGUGUUGUGUUCGAAAUGGUGUUACUACUACGCUGGCCGGGCAAAAAUGUUUGACUUUUUGUGAUCAGAGACCUGAUAGAGUAACAAAACUUGAUUAUUCCUACGUGCCAUGCUACGAUCGCUUUGAAAACAUGAAGCAAUGCUUCUACAAUGAGAUCAAGCAACGGGCCGAGCAACAAUUUGGAGCAUCCCGACGAAAAUAACCAAAAAAGAUUUGCUUAUAUGUAUUUUAAGUUAUUCAUAUUCAAUUUAUCAACUACCCCUUGACAUUACCGUGUCUUUCUUUCAUUUCAUCAGAUAAAAAACUAGAAUUCAA
Molecule: messenger RNA, 928 nt
Organism: Caenorhabditis elegans
Lineage: Eukaryota; Metazoa; Nematoda; Chromadorea; Rhabditida; Rhabditidae
Gene: dbd-14
Product: DB domain-containing protein
Exons: 6
Coding region: 24-815 (263 amino acids)
Source: RefSeq, marked reviewed